AGUCACUCACCCAGUCGGACAGUCGCGAGCUCGCAGGAACUAGUUGUUGGAGUAGACUGAGCGCAGGAGCACUUCAUUACACGCAGAGCACCAGCUGUGAGGGGAUAUUCACCUGCUGCUGCUGCUGCCGGGAACAAUUCAGCAGGAUUUUCAUUUAUUUCAACACACUCCGCCUUAAAGGCGCAGCUAACGACCCCUCUGCCGGACUCUCGCUCUGUCCUGAAGACAAACAAGUUUAUUCCGCCUUGAAUUGGUGCGCUUUUACGCAGAAACUGUCGCGCGUCUGAAGGUUUUGACUGUACGUUUAUCCCGAAGAGACUGCCUGGUUUUCAAAAACAGGGGACCGUAAAGCACCAUGGCGAGACAUGACGCCCGAAACUGGCAUGACUGCUCCAAAAUGAUCGGACUGCUCUGCCUGGUGGCGUCGAUAGUUCUUCAACACGGAGUGUCGGGUCAGCGGGUGAAGGUGGAGCCCGAGGUGUUGUCUUACCCCGGCCAGACAGUCAACCUGCGCUGUGCCUUCACUGAUGCCACUGGGAUUCAGCUCACAAUGGUCACCUGGAUCUACGAGCCGAAGGAUGGAGAGAGGAUCAACAUCGCCGUGUUUCUACCCAACUAUGAUCCCAACUACCCCGACUCACCGGUGAAGGGCAGAGUCAGCUUCGCGCCCAGCCCCCCCAACGUGGUCAGCCCCUCCAUCGAGAUCAGCAACGUGGGGAUGACCGAUGAGGGGAAGUACAUCUGCGAGUACGCCACCUACCCCAGCGGCAACGAGCAAGGCAUCACGCACCUCGUCAUGCUGGCUAAGCCUCAGAACUCGGCCUCCAUCGUGACCGUGGUGGCGGGCAGUAAGUCGGUCGUUGUGGCGCGCUGCGAGUCCGUGGACGGCCGCCCCCCUGCCAAGAUCUCCUGGGUGACCGCAGUCAAUGGCAACGGCACGACGGUUACCAAACCGGGCGCCGACAACACGGUGACGGUGAUCAGCGAGUACCGCAUGGUCCCCUCCCCCAAAGACAACGGGAAGGACCUGAGCUGCGUGGUGGCUCACAGGACGCAGGUCAAACCAGAGAGCUUCCCCCUGAAGCUGGCAGUGGAAUACGCCCCUCAGGUGACAAUAGUAGGUUACGACAAUAAUUGGUACGUGGGUCGUACAAAUGUGGCGCUCACAUGCCAGGCCACGGGAAACCCCACUCCGCUGACCGCCCAGUGGAAGACGAUGACGGGAGAGAUGCCCGACACGGUGCAGAUCACAGAAAACGUGCUGAAGGUGCUCAAGGUGGACGACGCUGUCAACACCACUUUUGUCUGCCAGGUCAAGAACCGCAUCGGGCUGGGCAGGGAUCAGGUCGCCGUCAUGGUCAGAGAGCCCUCAGUGAACCCAUCCAAUGCCGGCGUGGUGGCGGGAGCUGUGAUUGGCUCCCUGCUGGCUCUCCUUUUGGUCGCCGCUCUCAUCGCCGUGCUCAUCACCCGUAGCCGCCGGCAACAGCAGGGUUACCGCGCCAAUGACGGCAGCGACAUGAAGACGCGCAUGUUCGGCGGAGGCAAGAAGGCCAGCAAGAACGGCACGGGCGGAGGCAACGGGAGCGGAGUUGGAGUUGGAGGCGGAAACAACAAUGUGCCGAUCUACGUCUACGAUCAGGGCUCCUCCCAUCCGGGCCUCGGAGAGAAAAACAACCACCACCAGCCGCUCACCAUGGGGGGCGUCGCCAUGACACCCACCGCCCAAGAUAUCCUGCUGAGCAACGAGCUAGAUGACGGCGAGAGGAGGAAGUUUGACGAGCUGGAGGAGGAUGAGAGGUAUGAUAAUUUCACCGGAGGCGCCCCCAUCCUUCAGCUCCGCCCGCCACACGACCAGGACGAUAUAAUUGGAGACUACAUGGAUGACGACAUGGAGUCCCAGCGAGAUGGAUCCGUCAUCUCACGGACUGCUGUCUACGUAUAGAGGAGGAGAGGAAAGGAAAGGAGGAGGAGGAGAAGAAGAAGAAACAAGGAGGGAUGGAGGAUUCUUCGCGAGGAUUUUUUGGCUCCAGGGUCUCGGCCCUGUUCGGAUGGAGAAGAGAAAAUGAUAUCACUUUUAAUUUUUCGAGAAUUGAUCUUAAAUAUAGCCUAUUAUUAAUCACAGUGCUACCCCAGAAUGAACUGAGCCGACAGGAGGAAAGCAUAUUCUGGUCCCUAAGAACUGAAAAAUCAAAGACAGAAAACAAACCACUGCUCAUGCUAUCGCUAUCACUGGGACCUUGACAUGCUCUUGACAGACAGACUAAAAGAGAAAAACGAUGUAGUGUGGGAGUAGGAUAAUAGCAUCAUGAUACAAGCUCGGCUAAAGCAGAAGAAACUCUCUUGCAUGUUCACUCCUAUCUUCACCAACAGUGUUGAAGUGGUUGUCAAGCAGUUAGUUAAACAUACAUGCCUGCUUCUCUCCCGUGGUGAACCUUCAUGUAUUGUGCUGUGACAGCUGGUGGACACUUUGUAAUUAUGGCUGGGUUGGGAGGAAAACAUUUAGAGGUAUACUUACAGUAUUCAUCAGGAGAUUUAGCUAAGAAAAGAAAAGUAUUUGCUGCUGGCUAGCUCUCAUUUCCGCUCUCGCUGCCUUCCUCUCAAACUGCUCCACAAGCUAUCGACAUCCUUGUGUGCUGCACACAUACAGCAGCAUCGGACUCUAACUAUGAAAGUUUGAGUUCUUAACAAGGUACACACACAUGCAAACGUUUGUACUGUGCCUGGAGGAACGAGACGGUGAACAAGAGAUGAGGGAAUGAGGUGUAGCCGAUCUGACAGGGUCAAGGGACGGAGAGAGGAGGGAGAGGAGUCUCUUCCUCCUCAUCCUCGUCUCCUCAGAGCGCUCCUGACAGGAGGAGCUUGAUUGGUAAUGAGCCGUGAAGUCACUCGCUUAGCCGGCAACAACAGAUUGCCACCACUUAUCGUUUAUGACGUGACGAUUCCCCCCCCCCCCCACACACCUCUAUCUCUCUUAUCAUUCAUCCGUCUCUCUCUUUUCAUCCCCCUCUCCCAGUGUUUUAUGGGGAGUUUAUGAUUUAUCCAGUAACGUGGAGGUCAGGGCCACAGAGAGCAGCCGAGUAUUUUACUGCUCCUGAUGUGUCAAAUGCCCCACUUACUCUAUUCUUACUCUAUAUCCUGCCCGGACCCCCCAGGACUGACUCUCUGAUCCACCUGGAGGGCCAUGUUCGCUCCAAUGCCUCCUGCAGUAUUUUGUCAAUGGCCUGAAACCCCACCCCCCAAAAAUACAACCACUUGAGAUCUCAUUGUCAAUGAGAUCAGGUAACAUUUCUAUCCAUUAAGGGGUGUUGUUAAAUGUAGAGAAUUGAUCGGGAGACAUAAAAGGUUUCAUCAACUGCGAACCUUCGGGAGUCAUAUUGACUAACAGGCAUCAAGCAGUGAGAUGGCCCUUUACGAUGUGGCUUCAGGGCUGAUUGUCUCCUGACUGUUAAUGUAUCCUCAUAACGAGCCACCGGAGGCUCGCCCGGGCAAAUAUUACUCCGCGGGAACCGCACGCUGCUGUCUUGGAGGCAGAGCGUUUACAUCCGGCAUGCGUCACUGUGUCUAUGUAGCCACUAGAUGACUGUGAUGGACAAUCUUUGAGAGAAGCCCUACUGUAGCUCCUCUAAUCGGGCUUUCCCUGACCUUUCUAAUCAAAUCCUUCGUGACCCACUGGGAAUCUGGUGAGGGCAGCUCUCGAUGAGUGUACUGCCCUCUUAUAAGGCCUGCCAAAGAUCUGGGUUGCAGCUUGCUGCAGGUCAUGAGGUCAAAUGCAGAGCGACCCGCUGCCAAGAGCCAGGAUGACUUUGCCUGCCUGCAUUUCCUCUCAUAGCAAAUUAUAACCUUGAGCUAUAGAGGUGGGAAACACUUGCAUACACUACAUGUAUCCUUAUAGGGCCAGACAGUCCAUUGUGAAAGCUGUUGACCUUCAAAUAGGCGGAGAGAGGCGGAGAAGUGGCUUUUAGUGUUCGAACGCGGUCUAGCAUAUUGUAAGCCAGUGUUCAAUAAGAUUAUCGUCUGAUGGCCUUAGCUUAUAUAUAAACGCAGCUCCAGUCAACCCGCUGCAGUUCAUUAACUGAACCCAGCUGGUUUGUGACAACCACUAAAAAAAAAAUUACUUAUGUAUUACUUAUUUUUGCACUUGUGUGUGUCACCGCUACAAAGAGAAAUAUAAGUGUAAUACUUGGUUUUGGGGUCAAAAUAGCGAUAAGGGACAAAACUGUUGUAUGUACAUUUUGGUGUGAGGUAUCUGUGAACUAUAUAUGUAAGCAUCUUUAUUUUUCUUGUGAAAAUGUGGAUAUUUAUAACGAUGUAAAUAUCAGAUCGAUGGAGCCAGUGUUGUGGAAUAAAGAAGGCGUUCUGGGUCAGCUAAACCUAAAGUUCAAAUGUCUCAGAGGGCAGUCAGAAUGUAAUUUUUAACCUAAUGAAUACCUCGGCGGUUUGGGUGUUAAAAAACACUGAACCGACUGAGCUGAGUUGCCUAACAGUCGAUUUGUAACGGUGGGAAAAAUUAUAUAAUUGUAUAAUUUUUUUUGUGAAAGUUAACAUUGCCUGCAAUUCCACAAAAUAAGCACACCGUGUUUUUUUGCACAAUUGGCUUCUCCUUGACAGACACCCUGCACAAUGCAAAAAUACCCACAAUACUUAUAAUUUAUCAGGUAGACCGUAACCACACAAGCAGGCGGUGGUGUGUGUUGACUCAGCUCUGUGUGUGUAUUCAGUAGUGUGUAUUUUCGUGAUGCUCGGAGGCUUUGGGACAUCUCUCACUGCCAUUGGGGCUGUAACCUGAGUAGCCUCUAUUUAUGUCACCAUGGAAAACUGGCCAACUGAAGAUAUUAUUGUGCGUUUCCAAAACACACUUACUCGCACACACACAUACUGUACAUAUACAUAAUGCAGAGAAACAUUCUCCCACACACAAACACCCCUCAGUCACUCUCAUUAUGCUCACUCCCACAGCCAGACUGUGCCGAAGACACCUCAUACCUGACAACUUCGCCAUCUCCUGACAUAAGCCCACACAAAUUCGCUCGCAUAGCCGCACACACACACGCACACACUUCUUCCUCCGCUUCUUGCUCAGUGGCUCCGUCAGGACAUAUACUGUGUCCUGUUACAGUGAAAAGAGCCGCAAUGUGAUGUCCCCCCUGCUCCACCGCUUUCUAUUCUUCAAGACCUCACUCUGAAACGACCACAUUGAAGGGACAUUCACAUUCAGGGACACACACACCUUUCACCCGGUGCUGGAGAAACGGGCUUUUGGACCCUUUGUCCAUUCCACUUCGAGGAAUAUAGCUUUCAUAAAAAUGCCACUGUGCUGACCCGCUCCACCUCCCGUCUCACUUUGAAUGCUUUUAGAGCCGAGACUUCCUACUCGCCUCCAAAAUGUUUGUUUUUUUCAACUUUUCUCACUUCAGCAACCUCCGCGACCGCCUCCAUAAACACACACACACACCGUUGCCACCCACCUCAGCAUCAACGUUAAAGGCUUGUCAGACAAAAUGCUUUUAGAGGAAUCCACGAUCCCAGCCCGGGUCUAGCACAAGGUUAGGUAGUCAAAACACCCAAUAUUAAUCUUUAUUUUCCCAGAAAACCGCAUACUGUUGCUAUCUCUUCGGUUCCAAACAUUUGAUGACUAAUCAAAGCCUUAACAUCUCCCAUCUCACUUGCAAAAAAGAAGGAAUUAAAGAGAAAAGUUCCCUGUGUACAUAGUAUAAAUAUAUAAAUAUGUAGCAGAGAAAAAGAUAUUACUAAUUUAUGGUGUCACGUUUGUGUAUUUCUCAGUGACAGCAAGCAUGAAGGAUUUAUUUUCUCCUAUUACAGUUUCCUCUCUUCUGUUAUUUUGCAGUGCUUUAUAAUUUAUGUGCUUUAUUCUUGACUGCUGCGCAGAUUGCUGCCAAAACUGGCAAAUGUGCUUCUAUACAAAUGAACUGUACACACAUCAAACCAGUCGUACCCCCAAAUGUGCUUUUUAUUAUUGACUGCUGUGUAAUCGUUGGUUUUUCUUUUUUUGUAUUCCUUUUUUUUGUAUUUCCUAUUUUGUGAAAAAAAUAACUAAGAAAUUAGAAUUGUUGUCACCAUUUUGUCAUGUCUUUCUAUAUUUUUUCGUAUUUUGUUGCUAUUAAAGAAUUCUUGAUUUUUGAAAUGUU
Gymnodraco acuticeps is the source of this 6146-nucleotide messenger RNA. Its product is annotated as nectin-2-like. The transcript is spliced from 7 exons. The record is from RefSeq and is a predicted model, not a curated record. Lineage: Eukaryota; Metazoa; Chordata; Actinopteri; Perciformes; Bathydraconidae. The coding region runs from base 356 to 1942 and encodes 528 amino acids.